CCCCAUAUUAUCGGAUAAGUCGGUUAGGCCGUAUUGAAAUUGCAACACAAAAUUCAUAAAUUCAAUUUGAUUUUUCUCGUUCCGAGAGAACAAAAAAUUUCAGUUAAAAUGACUAUAAAAAGUUUACGAUUUUCGAUUAGAGCUAAUGUCGUGUAAAUCAAUACUAAAAACGAGAAGAAAGCGAAACAGAAGGAAAAAAAACACAGAUACGGGGGCGGCGCAAUAACAACAACAAUAACAGGAAAUUUGUUGCUUUGUUGUGUGGGUUGUUGUAGUUAGUUGACAACGAAAGCAAAAAAAUUGUUGUAUACAGCGGCAAAAAUAAAAGUGACCUGGGUGCUCUCUGGUGGAGAUUAGAAAAUGUGCCGCCUGGAUAUACACCGCUUCUGUGGGGAAUGGCGUCUAUGGAUACGUCCAUUGUUAAUUCUUACAUAUGUGAUUUUUGCAAUUAUUGUUGUGCCUCUGCUUAUUGUGAACUCUGUGAAGGAUGGCUUUCAACGUAAAGAUCAAUUGAUAUUGAUUGGCGGGCUGUUUGUGCUUGCCGCUGUGCCCAUAUCCAUUUGGCACAUCAUUCAACACGUCAUCCAUUUCACAAGGCCUAUACUGCAAAAGCAUAUAAUACGUAUACUAUGGAUGGUUCCGAUUUAUGCUACGAAUGCGUGGAUUGGUUUGUUUUUUCCCAAACACUCAAUCUAUGCGGAUUCGUUGCGUGAAUGCUAUGAAGCCUAUGUGAUAUAUAAUUUUAUGGUAUAUCUGUUAAAUUAUCUCAAUUUGAAUAUGGAUUUGGAGGCAACAAUGGAAUUCAGGCCACAGGUGCCACAUUUCUUUCCCCUGUGCUGUCUCCGUCCGUGGAUAAUGGGUCGGGAAUUUAUUCAUAACUGCAAGCAUGGCAUUUUGCAAUAUACGGUGGUUCGACCCAUAACCACCUUUAUAUCCGUCAUUUGUGAGCUAUGCGGAGUCUAUGGUGAGGGUGAAUUUGCUGGAAAUGUUGCAUUCCCUUACAUUAUUGUCAUCAAUAAUAUUUCACAAUUUGUGGCCAUGUAUUGCCUGGUUCUGUUCUAUCGUGCCAAUCGUGACGAUCUGCGGCCCAUGAAGCCUUUUCCCAAAUUUCUUUGCAUCAAGGCUGUUGUGUUCUUCUCCUUUUUCCAAGGCGUAAUACUCAAUAUGCUGGUCUACUAUGGCAUUAUCAAGGAUAUCUUUGGUAGCGAGGUGGUUAAUGCCGAUUUGGCAUCCAUACUUCAGAACUUUCUCAUUUGCAUUGAGAUGUUUAUAGCUGCUGUGGCACAUAUCUACAGUUUUCCCCAUCAUCCGUUUCACAUUAAUUCACCACAGUAUUGGAACAAUACCAAUCAUAGCUGGUGGGGCGCCUUUUUAUCAAUGAUGGACAUCUCUGAUAUGCAAGAGGAUGUCACCGAGCAUUUGGGUGUUGUCAGUAGCUCAAUAACUCGCCGAUUUCAGGGACGUAACACCUAUCAGCCACUGGCCAGAGGACCUCGACGCUCGAGUAGUGAAUCGGAGUACUUAAUUAGAAACCGACAGGAUCAGCUGAUGCAAAGCGGUGGUGGUAGCACAUCGACACAGUCUUCAGGUAACAUGUAUGGGGCUACAUCGAAUCGUUUGAUUGUGCCCGUCAAUGUUGGCAAGCUGAGCACUCUCACCGAAUCCCAUCAACAACAAAUUCAUGAUUCACCAACUCAAUCUCAAUUUCGCUUUCCCUUAGCAGCAGGCGCCGAAUCUUCUGGGGCUGGUGAUAGCCAUAGCCAUAGCAACAACUACCAACAACAACAAUUGCACUUACCCAUCGCGACUUCGCCACUAUCGACGUCACGUCAACGUGAUAUACAUCUCCGAGAGCGGGAGCGGGAACGGGAAAGAGACAGGGGCAAUCAGCCACAGAAUUUCUUGAGAAUGCCACCAGCAGUAGGGGCUACCUCAGCGGCAGCACCAAUACCCGAGUCCAAUGAUGACUAUGCUCUGCUAUUGGGUGCUGGAGCGGGUAGAUGACAACGUUACCAUUAUCAUAAUCAACAUCAGCACACGAUUGAUGAUGCUUUCGAGGAUGUUGUAGAUGUAGAGAUUAGUCAGAGUGCCUCGCUAUCUGUUUCAUUUGGGGUAUCGAGUAGUUUAAAGUUUAGCGCCACGUGCAGCAAUCAAACUGCAUCCGAGUGGUCAAACUCAACGGGCGAUGAAGAAGAUGAGGACGAAAACGACGAGAAUGGCGACGAUAAUGAUGAUGAUAAUGAACAGCAACCGAUUUUAGUUGUGGCCUCCACCACACGUCGUCGUCGUGACAGAGAAUACAUCACCUAGACGAACGCAAAUAAGUCAUAUGCAUAUUAUUUUCCUUGUUUCUUCAAUUUAAUAUUUAUACAUAUUUA
Messenger RNA from Drosophila willistoni, 2378 nucleotides. Its product is annotated as transmembrane protein 184C. Gene Ontology annotation, molecular function: transporter activity. The record is from RefSeq and is a predicted model, not a curated record. Lineage: Eukaryota; Metazoa; Arthropoda; Insecta; Diptera; Drosophilidae. Gene Ontology annotation, biological process: transport. The coding region runs from base 361 to 2004 and encodes 547 amino acids. The transcript is spliced from 5 exons.